Molecule: messenger RNA, 1714 nt
Organism: Branchiostoma belcheri (Belcher's lancelet)
Lineage: Eukaryota; Metazoa; Chordata; Leptocardii; Amphioxiformes; Branchiostomatidae
Exons: 1
Coding region: 173-1123 (316 amino acids)
Molecular function (GO): protein binding
Source: RefSeq, a predicted model, not a curated record
AAUAUUUAAAUUUCGACUGUGGCGUGCGCUAUUUUGAACGCUGUCCAUUUAUGGCAUUUGGCCCACCAUAAGGACUGGUUUCAAGUGUCCCCGUUGUUUUACCACCCAUCCGGCUCUGUAUAUGGUAUCGCCCAACAUCUAAUCUGGUGCCCGCAUCUGUGUUCAGCCAGGCAUGGCACAGGACGGGGUCUGCCAUGCACCUGCUAUGUUAGCCGCGCUCUCAUUGGCGGACGCCCCUCCAUCGGCUGAUGACGUCUUCACGCCGUAUUUACACAGUGGUAACCAUUGCUGGUCCGGCCGUUGUCUACGCUCUGCUACCUCUCCGUCUUUCCCUUACAACAAGACCGGUAACAACAAGAUGCUUUUGACCCUCCAGGAGAUACCUUUUCACCAGCGUCCUCUACAUCUCUUGACUCUGGAGGAAGAGGAAUUUCUUUGGGAGGAGGAGGAGGAUCGAGAACUGACCCCCAGCGAGGCACUGCGGCUGGCCAUCACGGAUUACUGCCCCGACUACGUCCGGGCGCUGAUCGAGAAGUACCCGGGGAAGGUGCUCGAGGACGGGGGCAACUGUUGUCCGGCUAUCGUCCACGCUGUGUCCCGGGAACAGCCGGAGAUGGUGGACCUGAUCCUACGGCAUAGUAAGAAGGUGAGGGGGUUGGGAGACUACGUGAACCAGCGUAGCUGUCACCUAGAUCAGCAGCGUACUGCUCUACACAAGGCGGCGGAGCUGGGUAGUCUUCCCUGCGUCAACGUUCUGCUGCGGUACGGGGCGGACCCCACCUUAACGGACGCUACCGGGGCCACGCCCCUGGAUGUUUGUGUACGAGGGCCGCCGCCGGUCGAUCCGAGAAUACCUGUGCAACUCGACACCAAGUAUCUAGACUGUGCGCGGGCCCUUAUCGAAGCCUCACCGCCUAACAGUUACCAGGCUACCCUCGUCCGGGUCUCCCCAGAACACACGGUGUUUUCUCCGCUACGCCAGCGUCUCAGAGAACCACUAAGCCUGGUGGAACACUGCAGACUUGCCGUCAGAGCUGCUCUAGGACCACGGUACCUACCAGAGGGGGCCAACAGUCUUAGUCUACCAAAAAUGCUUCAGACGUAUAUUUUACUAGAAAAAUGAUUUUUUUUUAACAAAUGGACGUACGUGUGAGGUGUACUAGGUCUGAGAUUUCCACCAGAUGUUGUCUGUUAUUUAUUUUUAGCACUAAUGUGUCGUAAUCAGUCUGAUGUUGUACAGGUAUAUUUGUGGACGUGGGGUCACAGCGAUCUAUAUUGAAUAUGCAAAUACUGUCAUAUAUUAAGUCCUUCCCCCAACGUACGGUUUUUCACAUAUACGGUCUGGCAUGUCUGGUGGGUAUGCGUGUAUGUAUAUGAUACGCGACGUGCGGUAUUUCUAGUGAAAUUACAUGUUUUGCUGUGGAAUUGUUGUAGACAUACAUGUAUUAUCUAUCGCAGCGUGAAUGAGAACAUAUCACAAGACAUGAUUAAUAUAUUCAUUAAUAUUUAUGAGACAAUUACAGCACGUUGAUUUUAUAUCCCUGUCUGAAAUUUUAAUGACUCCCCUGACAAAUGAAUUGUUGUAUUAUGUAUCAUAUCGUUGUAUAUGUAUAUGAAAUGCUUUUAACUGUGAAAAGUUUUACUAGAUUAUUGUACGGCAUUUUACUAGAGCAUUUUAUGAAACAGGGAAAAAAUAAAACAUUCUGAUGUGUUG